This is a messenger RNA of Diaporthe batatas, 2227 nucleotides long. RefSeq lists its product as uncharacterized. Gene Ontology annotation, molecular function: calcium ion binding; calcium-dependent phospholipid binding. Gene Ontology annotation, cellular component: cytoplasm. NCBI's taxonomy places the organism in Eukaryota, Fungi, Ascomycota, Sordariomycetes, Diaporthales, Diaporthaceae. The transcript has 2 exons. The coding region runs from base 696 to 2039 and encodes 447 amino acids. The record is from RefSeq and is a predicted model, not a curated record.
UAGCGGAAGUCCGCCCAAGCCACUCCCAUCCUUCCCGCGCUGCACGUCAGCCUGGGGCAGCAGUUUGGUAGGUUGGUAGGGUAAGUACUCCGUAGCAAGUUAGCAUGUUUGUUGGUCGGCAGGAAGGAGCAGCAACACUGCCUCGACUGACUGAGGGACCGACCGGUCGUGGGUUUGUGCCCGUGCCUGUUGCCCGUGCCUGUUGGGCCAAGUUAUCUGGCUUUUCGCCUUUUCAGCUGGUGCCGUCCUUUUGAUGAUCAAUCACAGCCACUGCGCCUCAGAGCCCAACCUUGGCAGACCCGUCACCCGUCCCGCUUGCAGGCAUGUCGACUUUUGACUUGUGUAUGACCCGAAAGCGAUAGUGACGAACCGCCGAGCAUUCAUCAGUACUUAUUAUUCCUGUUCCCGUCUCCGGGGCUCUUCUGCAGCCCGUCUGUCGCCUUUACACCCACACACCUACAGCUGAUUGUCGACCUGUAAUCCCUACCCUUUUUUUUUCUUGCCUUCUGGAAUAAAGUUUCUCGAUUAGGUAUCAGACAGCAACUCACCUUGGUCUCGUGCGACACCAAGUCAACAUCACCACAGGUGCAGCUCGAGCACCGUUUGUCUGACCACUCCAUCAAGUGCGGCUCGCAGCUCUAAGCUCGCAGCUCUCAGCUCGCAGCUCGCGGCACACGUCACACGUCACAUCGAUAAUGUCAUACGGGGCCUAUCAACCCUACGGACAACCACCGCCUCAGGGUCAGUGGGGAGCUCCUCCUCCUCCUCCUCCCCAGGGUGGGGGCUACGGAUACAACGGGGGCUAUAACCAGGCACCGCCAUAUCCUCCCCAGGGCCACUCUCCAUACCCGCCCUCGCCCUACGGACAUCCCCCACCACCUCACCAGGGCGGCUACGGCGCCCCGCCGCCAGGACCUCCACCGUCUGAACUCUACGGCUCGCCCGCACCGCCACCAGGGGGCGCACAUGGCUACUACCCCAGCCAACCUCCUCCGCCAGGGCCGCGACCACCGCCUGCCCAGUACGGAGGACAGGCCCAGUAUGGCGCCCCGCCGCCGUCAGGGCCCCCGACGGCCCCGUCUCCCGGCUACGGCCCCAUGCACCAGAUCCAGUGGGACCCGAACCCGACCGCCGACGCCCUGAGGAAGGCCAUGAAGGGCUUCGGCACCGACGAGAAGGCCCUGAUCCGCGAGCUGGCCGACAAGGACCCCUUCCAGAUCCACGCCAUCAACGAGGCCUACCAGCGCAACCACCGCCGCAACCUGGUCGCCGACCUCAAGAGCGAGACCUCGGGCUGGUUCGAGUACGGCCUGAUGAUGCUCGCCCGCGGGCCCCUCCUGGCCGACGUCCACCUCCUGCACGACGCCAUGGCCGGCCCCGGCACCAAGGAGCGCGCCCUCAACGACGUGCUGCUCGGGCGCAGCAACGCCGACAUCAACGCCAUCAAGGCCGCCUACCAACACACCUUCAAGCGCGACCUGGUGGCCGCCGUCAAGGACGACCUCUCCAUGAAGACGGAGCGCCACUUCGAGAUCGUCCUGUCCGCCCGCCGCGCCGAGGACUCGGCCCCCGUGAUCAAGCCCGACGUCGACCGCGACGUCGACGCCAUCUACGCCGCGACCGAGGGCAAGCUCGGCACCGACGAGAUGCGCGUGUGCUCGAUCCUGUCGACGCGCAACGACGACCAGAUCCGCGCCAUCGCGCACGAGUACCGCCUGAAAUACGCCCGCGACCUCGAGACCGUCAUCCGCAAGGAGUUCAGCGGGCACAUGGAGGACGCGCUGCUGUUCCAGCUGCGCCGCGGGCUGGACCGCUACAUGCACCAGGCCGCGCUGCUCGAGGACGCCAUGGCCGGGGCGGGCACCAAGGACUACCUGCUGGUCUCGAGGGUCGUGCGCUCGCACUGGGACCGGGCCAACAUGGCGAAUGUCAAGGGGGCCUUUGAGAAGCGGUACGGGCGGAGUCUGAGCCGCCGGAUCAAGGGGGAGACGAGCGGGGACUACGAGAGGUUGAUGAUUGCUUGUAUUGGGGAGCGCUAACCUGCCCAGGCGGACUGUGUUCUGGGUGUGGGCUUUUUCCUUGGGUUGGCUUGGUUUGGGCUCGGCUGGGUUGAUGAGACAUGAUUGACGCGCAGCAUUAUUCCCCCUUUUCGAUUGUACAUAUUCCUCUUCUUGGGCUUUGGGAACGGAAUACCUAGGUACCUACUUAUAAGAAUGCUAAUGCCAUU